UUCACCUGGAAACGUCACGACACUGUCAGGAAAAAAGGGUCGUUAGAGUCCAUGUUUAACUUUGGCAGAAGAGUUUUUCCAAGUUUGUUUUAUUAAACGAGAUUCACACCGGUGAAGGCUCCAGCCAACUUCUAAACUAGUUUGGCUGCUGUGAAAACGCCUUUGUGUGGAUACAAUGUCUGCUUCCGCCAUAUUUGUGUUGGACUUAAAGGGGAAGGUGUUGAUCUGUCGUAAUUACAAAGGUGAUGUGGACAUGGUGGAGAUCGACAACUUCAUGCCUUUACUCAUGCAACAUGAAGAAGAAGGACUUCUUUCUCCUGUAAUGGAACGUGGCAGUGUUCACUUUCUGUGGAUCAAACACAGCAACCUGUACCUGGUAGCCACAACAAACAAGAACUCCAACGCUUCGCUUGUGUACUCAUUUCUGUACAAACUGGUUGAAGUCUUUACAGAGUACUUUAAAGAGUUGGAGGAGGAGAGCAUUCAGGACAACUUUGUGGUCGUCUAUGAGCUCCUGGAUGAACUGAUGGACUUUGGUUUCCCCCAAACUACAGACAGCAAGAUCCUCCAGGAAUACAUUACGCAGGAAGGUGCCAAGCUUGAGGUGGCAAAGACGAAGGUGCCAACCACCGUCACCAAUGCUGUUUCCUGGAGGUCAGAGGGCAUCAAGUACAAGAAGAACGAGGUCUUUAUUGAUGUCAUAGAGUCCAUUAAUGUUCUGGUUAAUGCGAAUGGCAGUGUGAUGAGCAGUGACAUUAUAGGCAGCAUCAAGCUGAAGACAAUGCUGUCUGGCAUGCCUGAGCUCCGACUGGGCCUGAAUGACCGAGUUCUUUUUGCCCUCACAGGACGAGACAAAGGGAAGACGGUCGUGAUGGAAGACGUGAAGUUUCACCAGUGUGUACGUUUGUCACGCUUUGAGAGUGACCGUACCAUCUCCUUCAUCCCUCCAGACGGGGAGUCUGAACUCAUGUCCUACCGCAUCAACACUCAUGUGAGGCCUCUGGUAUGGAUUGAGUCCGUCAUUGAGAAAUUCUCUCACAGUCGAGUGGAGAUCAUGGUUAAGGCGAAAGGCCAAUUUAAAAAGCAGUCUGUGGCUAAUAAUGUAGAGGUAAGUGUCCCUGUCCCCAGUGAUGCAGACUCACCCAAGUUUAAAACCAGCACUGGUAAUGCCAAAUAUGUGCCUGAGAAGAACCUGGUGAUCUGGACCAUCAAGUCAUUCCCUGGGGGUAAAGAGUUUCUAAUGAGGGCUCACUUUGGUUUGCCCAGUGUGGAAAAUGAUGAGCUUGAGGGCAAGCCUCCUAUUACUGUCAAAUUUGAAAUCCCUUACUUCACAGUGUCAGGAAUACAGGUGCGAUAUAUGAAGAUCAUAGAAAAAAGUGGCUACCAGGCUUUACCGUGGGUCCGAUACAUUACACAGAGUGGAGAUUACCAGCUGCGGACUAAUGUGUAAAACCUCACAGGACUUCCAAAA
Molecule: messenger RNA, 1471 nt
Organism: Thalassophryne amazonica
Lineage: Eukaryota; Metazoa; Chordata; Actinopteri; Batrachoidiformes; Batrachoididae
Gene: ap1m2
Product: adaptor related protein complex 1 subunit mu 2
Exons: 12
Coding region: 176-1450 (424 amino acids)
Biological process (GO): intracellular protein transport; vesicle-mediated transport
Cellular component (GO): clathrin adaptor complex; clathrin-coated vesicle
Molecular function (GO): clathrin-cargo adaptor activity
Source: RefSeq, a predicted model, not a curated record